This is a messenger RNA of Vespa mandarinia (Asian giant hornet), 1018 nucleotides long. Its product is annotated as lipopolysaccharide-induced tumor necrosis factor-alpha factor. Lineage: Eukaryota; Metazoa; Arthropoda; Insecta; Hymenoptera; Vespidae. Gene Ontology annotation, molecular function: zinc ion binding. The record is from RefSeq and is a predicted model, not a curated record.
CAAUUUUUACCUUUAAUUAUGCCUUACAUCAAAUGAUAUUUUUUGAUUUUUAAAAGGAGUUGCAUUUGGUCGAUAAAAUAAAAAAAAAAUUAAACAUAAAGUUAGAAAAACCUUUCCACCUAAGCAUAUUCUUUCUAAGAUAUUCUUCUAACAAUAUUCUAACAAAUGUGUACACACACACACAAAUACACAUAAUCAUACAUAUUGCAGACACAUUGGUUAUCAUUUGAAUUUACUCGUGUCAUCGCCGUCAUUGUCAAGUAUGUUACUUAACAUAUAACUUUCUAUUCCCAAGAUACAGCGCCCAUUUAUGUUCAAAUAUUAAAGUAGAUGGAUGUGUAUAUAUCUCUACCUGGAUAUGGAGAAAGCCACAGGGUCUGGUGGCAGCAACAUGGAACCAUCAGCACCUAUGCAAGCGUCAUUACCAACAGGUCCACCUUCUUACGAAGAAGCUAUUGCUUAUGGUGGAGGUUUACCUAAUCCACCAUACCCCGUAGGAGUAUCGCCGAUGCCAGUACCGCCAACGUAUAACCAGCCACCGAAACAGACUACAAUGCCAAUGCCCUCGAAUUAUGUCGUGCCGAAUGACCACAGUGCAUCGCAACCGUUUAAUACGGAUCAGAACUUUGCACCUCCGCCGGAAGUGCGGAUCAUUCACCAACACGUAACCUUCGCCCUAGGUCCACACGCGAUCAAAAUGACUUGUCCGACAUGCCACGCUGACAUUAAGACCACUACGAUAUCGGAUCAUCAACCGAGUGCUCACAUCUGUUGUAUCGUACUCUGCUUAUUGGGAUGUUGUCUAUGCUCUUGUUUGCCAUACUGCAUGAGCGCCUUCAUGAGCGUCCAUCACUUUUGUCCUAAUUGCAAAAAUUAUAUUGGUACAUGGAAAGGUUGAUUGCUACUAUAAAAAGUGCGUUUAGGUGACACGCACUUUCUCUCAGCCUUCCAUGUAAUUAGGUAUUAUGUUAUUUCAUGAAAACAGAAGAAAACCAAAAAAAAAGAAAAGAAAAAAAAA